Messenger RNA from Clonostachys rhizophaga, 438 nucleotides. NCBI's taxonomy places the organism in Eukaryota, Fungi, Ascomycota, Sordariomycetes, Hypocreales, Bionectriaceae. The record is from the annotation of a GenBank genome assembly.
AUGGGCAGCUCUGAUAUUGAAACCAUGCAACAUGCCCUGGAGCUGGCACGAAAAUCGCCACCAAAACCAACCAACUUCCGAGUUGGAGCUGUCCUAAUGCGGCUUGCAGACGGCCAUAUUUCGACAGAGGGUUACACAUUAGAACUCCCGGGUAAUACCCACGCGGAGGAAUGUUGCCUUCUCAAGCUGGCCGGAAAGCACUCAAUUGCGGAGGAAGACCUUUGGCAAAAGGUUACUGAGCCACAUGCUGUGUAUACCACCGUUGAACCCUGCUCAAAACGUUUGAGUGUUUAUGUUGGUGUUCAAGAGCCCGACACCUUUGUUAGUCAAAACGAGGGGAGACGAAUGCUGGAAGAGGCGGGUAUCGAGGUCAUCCACGUCAAGGGCCUGGAGGAAAGCAUACUCCAGGUUGCAACUGCAGGUCACAUCUCGGAGUGA